UCAGCUCAGCCACCCAUUCCUGUUCCUGUUCUCCUGCCUGGGCAUGACCACGACAUGAGCAACUGGAGCUGUUCUCAACACCAGAAGCUGUGGAUGAGGAUAGAGCUUCAGGAUCUCGGGCUGUGGCCUGGGUCUCGUUCAGUACGUAACUCAGGGAACACAAUUUCACUGUGGCGUCUUCCUCCACAACCUGAGCUUAUCGAUACUGUGGCUGCGCUCCCAUCUCCCAACUUCUUCCAGCUCCACCCAUUUUUCAUCUGGAAGCCAGAGAGUCACAUCAUGGUCAGGUUGAGGAACAAUUACCUCCUGCCAUGUCUGCAUGGAUGUCCUCAUCCACAGGUGGUCUAUGCAGGUGUGGGCAGGCCCCGAGUGAUUGUUGGCACCAGUGGCCAGUAUUACAUCUUGUCCUCACGUCUCUGCUGCAAGGCCUGUCGGAGGAACUGGUUUGCUGACAAUCCACGAUGGCUUGAGAAGCUGCCCAAGCGGUUUACCAACCUUCUGCCCGCAUUCCUGACCUACAAGAAGGCCAUUUGCAAGUCUGUUAUGGAUGAGCUGAGGCGCAGUAGCAAGUCACCAACCGAUAUGGCAAACCAGGUGAAUGAGCUCAUGCACCUCAAGUAUGAGCGAGCUCACCUGGCAUACCUGCAUGCCAUAGAAAGCGUCAGGGAUGCUGAGGCCGGCAUACAUGGACAGAGGACCAUUGGGCAGUUUCUGAGGAAGGAGAACACGCCACGUGCUUUCGGGCUUUAUGGCGACCAAGAUGGCUGGCAUGGAGUCUCCGUGUCCAGCUUCUACCUGACCGACUACCUACUAGAUGAGUUCAGACGUCAAGAGCCAGCCAUGACCAAACUACUGCAGGGCACUUUUGGGCAGGUCCUCAGGUCAGACCACACCAGGAAAGUUGCAAGAAAAGUAACGCUGGCAUCUGGUGUCAUGUCCAGUUAUGCCAUCAUGAAUGAGAACUGGCUGAUUGUUUCCUGGGUGAUGGUUCAGUCUGAAACUGAGAGGUCAUUGGAGCCGAUGUACCAAGGAAUGGCUAAGAGGUACAGCGAUGCUGGAGUGGAAAAGGCAGGCUUCCACUGGAUGGACAGGGAUUGCUGUGCUCCAUUUAAGAUCCCAGACUGCAUCCUUGGUGAACAUCUACACUGGGAUGCCUGGAAGACUACCCCUUCCAUUGCUGCUGGGGCCACCUCUGGACCGCUGGAGAACACCUGUGCCUCACGGUCACAUUUCAAUCACAAUAUUGUGGUGAAGCUGGACUUGUUCCACUGCCUGAGGCGUUUUUCACGGGAGUGCACCUCUGAGCAUCACCCUCUGUUCAGCACUUUCUGCCAGCUCCUCUCCUCAGCCUUCUCUGUGGUGGAUCAGGAGGAUCUAAAGAGGCUCCAGGAUGCCUAUAGGUUCUGUGGUAUCCAUCCAGCCAAUCCCACCAAACAGCACAUACGGGAGCACUGCAGGACCAAAAUACCACAACCCACAGAGGUGCUGGACAGAGUGGAGAAAGUCCUGAAGCAUCUGCACCAGGCCAUGGACCCCAACAGUGUACCACUCUUCAAGCCAUCCAUGCUGAAGACUUGGCGCAUACAGAGAGUGCACAUUCUCCGCGGUUGCCUCAGUGACCCUGAACUCUCUGAGGGCAUAAUGUACCGGUAUGGUGGAACUCUUCAGCUAAACCACGUACCCGGUGAAGGCGCCAAAGUCCCCAUCUGGAUCCCCGUCAGAGGUACGUCACAGCAGGAGGGGUACCACUUCCACCAGGCCCAGUGGAUCACUGGGACUCAUGUCUCCACUGAAUUGUUCCAGGCCCAGGGCAUGACAGGGGUGGCACGCUGGAACUACCAACGGCUUUUACUGCAUUCAAGUAAAAGACUCUUUACUAUAGUGAAAAUAAAGAUGAUGAUUAUGUUGAAAAGUCCAGGUGAUGCAGGCGGUGGCGCAGGGACUUCGAUGGUCAGACACGGAGUGAAGGAUGAAGUGCAGGGUGCUCUGAAGAGUGACGACGUAAUCCAGACACGAAACGAAAUCCAACAAGACGAAAACUGGAACACAGGAACUCGAGACGGGACACGAAGCACGGGAACAGGAACAGGCAACACAAAGACUUCAUGCAACGAUCUGACAAAGGGAAUGAGAAAGUGGAGGAGACAAGCUUUGUUUGAACAAAGGCUGCAGGCUGCAAGGAAAAACACAGCUGAAAAAUACUGGGGAAUUCGGGAAAUUUUAAGGAGCUGGGACGAGACAGACAACCGCGCAAGUCAAGACAAGGCAAGACAAAAACGACGGCGCAGGAGGAUAAUCAAUCUGGUGCAAAAUCGGCGCCGCAGACCAACCAUUUGGACUUUCAGCCGCUCAAAUGACUGGUGGGAUGUGAUCGUUCCAGGAUUCACAUACACACAGUGGGUGCACAACUUCAGGAUGUCUGAAGAAACAUUUCUGUCCCUUUUUGCCAUGGUGCAUCCAGCAAUGGAUAAGCAGGACACGAACUUCAGAGUGUGUGUUCCCCUUAAGAAAAGAGUUGCCAUAGCACUAUGGAAGCUGGCAACCAACAGCGACUACAGAAGUAUUGGCCAUCUUUUUGCAGUCAGCAAAACAACAGUGUGUCGGUGCGUCCAGGAGUUCUGCAUGGCCGCUUGCACAUUGUUAGUUACAGAACAGAUAUGUUUUCCUGACCGGCAGAAGCUUAAAGAGAUGGCAGCCUACUUUGAAAACCGAUUGGGGCUUCCGCAGUGUGUGGGUGCCAUUGAUGGGUCACACAUACCCAUAAUAAUAGCCCCAAAGGAGUACCACUACGAUUGCUUCAACAGAAAAGGCUGGCAUUCUAUCAUCCUGCAAGGAGUAGUCGACGGAAAAGGACUAUUUUGGAGUGUAUAUGCAGGAAUGGCUGGAAGUUUGCAUGAUGCUCGGGUUCUGAGACUGUCCACAUUGUGGGAGUUAGUCGAGCAUGGAAGCCUUUACCCAGCUUGCACCAGGAACAUUAGUGGGGUGAAUGCUGGCUAUUAUGUGCUAGGAGACUCUACCUAUCCUUUGCAGAAUUGGCUCCUAAAACCAGAAGCUUAA
Messenger RNA from Rhinichthys klamathensis goyatoka, 3057 nucleotides. RefSeq lists its product as uncharacterized. The transcript is spliced from 4 exons. NCBI's taxonomy places the organism in Eukaryota, Metazoa, Chordata, Actinopteri, Cypriniformes, Leuciscidae. The coding region runs from base 55 to 3057 and encodes 1000 amino acids. The record is from RefSeq and is a predicted model, not a curated record.